UCUAAGCUCCUUUUUCAUAAUUAGAGCUAAAGAAAGAAAUCAGAGCUCGUCGCUAAGACUAGCGCUUGGAUUCAUACUCGUUUUCGACAUCCAGAGUUUUAAAUCUGUGUAUAAGACCACGCGACUAUCCUGAUGAUGGGUAGAAUAUGGGACCAAAUUUGGUGAUUUUUCUCUUCAGAGCGUUGCUGCUCUUUACUAUAUGUGUGCAUGCAGCAGUUUCAGACGAGCUGACUGGGCCUCAUGUGUGCACCAGACUUGAAAAAGUCAACUAUACAGCAUGGAUUACUUAUGCUCGUCCCUAUCAAAUUAGAACAACGACUUGGUGUUUCAGCGUCCCUCCCAGAUGCUCUACGUACAGGACAAUGUAUGGUGUGUCGCAUAAAACAGAAGUUCGGGAGAAGACACAAACCAUACAAUAUUGCUGCAAAGGAUACGAAGAAAAAAAUAGUACUUGUGUCCGGGCUAUCUUUUGUGAAAAUAAUGGAACACUGACAGAAAGCGGCACUUGCGUAUGCCCUGCAGGUUACAUAGGUGAAUUCUGCGAAAAUAAAUGUCCUCCAGGUUAUUUUGGUUUGAACUGUACUCAAAAGUGUUACUGCGAAAAUGGAGCUUGCAAUGGCGUUACAGGAUCCUGUGAAUGCUUUGCAGGUUUUACUGGUCAAAAGUGUGACACGGAAUGUCCAAGAGAUAAAUUUGGUGUAGAUUGUCAGUAUCAAUGCAACUGUAGCAGUCGAGCCAAAUGCAAUCCAGAAGAUGGCUCCUGUUUCUGUUCUCCUGGAUUCAUGGGUGACAAAUGCGACGAAGAAUGCCCUCAUGGGAGAUACGGAAUGCGUUGCUCCAACCCGUGCAUAUGCCAAAACGGAGCUACGUGCCAGCCGGUUACUGGUGCCUGCACGUGCCCUCCUGGCUACACGGGUGAAUUUUGUGAACAACUUUGUCCACCCGACUUCCACGGCGCUAAUUGCAGCAACAAAUGUGAAUGUGAAAAAAUAGCCAACUGCAAUCCUUUCACUGGAGACUGCGAAUGCCCUCCUGGUUAUACAGGACUCUAUUGCGAAUUUCAGUGUCCAAAGAUGACUUAUGGAAUAGAUUGUCAACAGAAAUGCAACUGCAAAAAUGAUGCCUCAUGUGAUCCAGUAAAUGGGACAUGCACCUGUGGACCCGGUUACUUUGGAGAGUUAUGUGAUCAAAUUUGUCCUCCCGGAACAUAUGGAGAGAACUGCUCAAAUCUGUGUUCUUGCGUGAAUAAUGCUGAUUGUGUUCAUACGAAUGGAAAAUGCAUUUGUGCUCCAGGAUAUUCUGGUCAUCACUGUGAAGAAACCUGCCCUUUCGAUACUUAUGGAUUCAACUGCACCCAUCAAUGUGAUUGCAAAAAUGGUGCGAACUGCAAUCCUUUCACCGGUGAAUGCGAAUGCCCUCCGGGAUAUAUUGGAUACUUGUGUGAGGAAAAAUGUCCAAAUUCUUCUCAUGGUCCAAAUUGCCAAUACAAAUGUAACUGCAGUAAUGAUGCUGAAUGCGACCCCGCCAACGGAACUUGCAUUUGUAAACCUGGGUUUUCUGGAGAGCAGUGUAAUGAAUUAUGUAGCCCAGGAUUCUACGGACCAAACUGCGCUUCCAAAUGCCAGUGUUCAAAUGGUGCAGAUUGUAUAUCAACAACAGGAGAAUGUGUGUGCCAACCAGGUUAUACAGGAAAGCAAUGUGAGAACGAAUGCCCUAAUGGAACUUAUGGCCCAGAUUGCACUAAUAUUUGUGAAUGUAGAAAUUUUGCAAAAUGUGAUCCAAUCACUGGGGGUUGUGAAUGUCUUCCAGGCUAUUCCGGUCCCCACUGUGAUCGGCGAUGUCCCAAUCUCACCUAUGGGUUAAACUGUAGAUAUAGCUGUAAUUGCACAAACGGAGCUUCUUGUGACCCUGUGAAUGGAACAUGUUUAUGCCUUCCCGGUCAUACUGGUAAACAUUGUGAAGCAACUUGUCCACCAGGUUGGUAUGGUAGAGAGUGCGCUUAUAAAUGCCAAUGUCUCAAUGGGGGCGGAUGUCUUCAUACUACUGGAGCAUGUGUCUGUCCUCCAGGUUUCUUUGGUGAAUAUUGUGAAGAACGAUGUCCACAAGGAUAUUAUGGCCGAAACUGCUCUCAGCAGUGUGAUUGCCUUCAUGCAAGUGGCUGCAACGCAUUUACUGGUCAAUGUGAAUGUCUCCCCGGUUAUGUUGGUCCUCAGUGCAAAGAAAUGUGCAAGGUUGGAUACUUCGGUCAUAAUUGCAGUUACUCUUGUAACUGCAAUAAACAUACCACUGCUGGUUGCAAUCCUAUCACCGGUGAAUGUACUUGUAUUUCAGGAUGGCAAGGUUCGAGGUGUGAAUCUCAAUGCUCGCCAAAUACUUGGGGCCAAAACUGCCAACGAGAAUGUCGGUGUAUGAAUAAUAAUACAUGUCAUCAUUUAACUGGCAAAUGUAUGUGUGCCAGAGGAUGGACAGGAGUCGACUGCUCCCAGAAGUGUCCACCGGGUACUUUCGGAUUGGGAUGUGAAGAACAAUGUCCUUAUUGUAUGUACGGAGAUGGAACCUGUAACCACAUUACUGGUCAAUGCAACUGCUUACCUGGAUACAUUGGGAGUCGAUGUGAGAAAAGAUGUCCUAAAGGUCGUUGGGGAGUCGAGUGCAAAGAGAGGUGUGUAUGUGAACAUGGAGCGGCAUGCAAUCAAACCGAUGGUCAUUGCUUGUGUUUACCUGGGUGGACAGGAGAUGAUUGUUCUAUUCCUUGUAUGAAUGGAACAUACGGAUUUUACUGUCAACACACUUGUAAUUGCCACAAUGGCGCAUCCUGCCAACCCAACAAUGGCCUUUGUCGAUGUCAACCAGGAUGGAUGGGAUCAAGAUGUGCAGAUGCAUGCCCAGAAGGCUUUUACGGCGAUCAUUGUAUGCAAGUUUGUGAUUGCUCUCAUGGUAUGGUUUGUGAUCCCAAAGUUGGAUGUAUUGAUCAAGAUAUCAAUGCAGCAGAGCUGAGCACGGAUUUAUCGACAUUUAAUCCGUGGUUUAUUACUGGAGUGAGCAUCGUUGUUUUCCUUGUUAUUUUAAUAAUAAUUUGCAUCGCUACACAUUACAAAAAGAAAAUGGAGCAACUGAGCACUGAUUUAUCAUCUGUAUACCAAGGGGAACGCAGAGAUGCUUUAGAUGUUCAGCAUUUCAACAAUCCAAUUUACUCCAGCGUGCCCUGGAUGAAUGAUUCACCCGAAAACAAUGUAUCUCAGGUGAACAAUGAAAUUUCGAAUCACAUCGAAUAUGACAAAUCUAAUUUGAAAGAUGUCAUUCCGGUGUCAAAAGAAGCUGACAUGGAUUGCGUGAGCGAAAUAGGAACUAGCUGUGCAUCUGGAUACAGUAGUCUAAACUCAGCGCAAGACUUUUGCUACAACAGCAAUAUAUAUAAUGAAGGAGGAAGCAAAGCAAUGUGCCUGGUAAAACCGAAUAUUUGUAUUGAAGAAGAAAAUGACAUAAAACCAACGCUCUAAGAGUUGAUCUGUCAAAUCUUUUCAAUGCUGAAAAUGAAAUAAAGCAAGGAUUAAAAAAGAAUUGGAUAAAGCAAAAGAAAUAAA
Messenger RNA from Argiope bruennichi, 3584 nucleotides. Its product is annotated as multiple epidermal growth factor-like domains protein 10. Bases 147 to 3500 code for a protein of 1117 amino acids. Gene Ontology annotation, molecular function: scavenger receptor activity; protein binding. The record is from RefSeq and is a predicted model, not a curated record. Lineage: Eukaryota; Metazoa; Arthropoda; Arachnida; Araneae; Araneidae. The transcript has 24 exons.